Molecule: messenger RNA, 1803 nt
Organism: Talaromyces marneffei
Lineage: Eukaryota; Fungi; Ascomycota; Eurotiomycetes; Eurotiales; Trichocomaceae
Exons: 3
Coding region: 1-1803 (600 amino acids)
Biological process (GO): negative regulation of transcription by RNA polymerase II; rRNA processing
Cellular component (GO): nucleolus
Molecular function (GO): DNA binding
Source: RefSeq, a predicted model, not a curated record
AUGGUUUCUUUUCAAUGCGAGGCCUGCGGUGAUGUCCUCACCAAGAAAAAACUCGAUCCCCAUCGCGGUCGAUGUCACGGCGCCUCCUUCACUUGUAUAGAUUGUAUGGUCCACUUUCAAGGCAACGAAUACAGGUCGCACACGGCAUGCAUGACCGAAGCGCAAAAAUACCAAGGCGCCCUAUAUAAAGAAAAGCCGCAGAAAGGCAACAAGCAAAACAAAAAGCAACCCGACAACUCUCAGACAUUUUCCAAUACCAACGGAAAUUCAGCCAAUACCCAGGCUAAUACCAAGAAACCUCGCCAUCCUUACGUUGAAGACGCACCAGAUGCCGAUGAUCCUCCUGCCGAAAAAGUCCCUCCUGCCGCCCCCAGUCCUCCGCAAACAUCAAAGACCCCGGCUUCGGCCUCAAAGGCAAAAGUGGCUGCGCCUGCUGAAGAAGACGUCAACGUCUUUGACUUUCUGGUCACUGACCAGACACCCACUGCUUCGAAACUCUCGCUGGCAGGUGGCAAAGGGCCGAUGAAAAUGGUAGCUAAUGCGCGCUCGGUGUUCGAACCGGGAAAGGCCCUGGCUCAAUACGACACCGAUGUUGAUGAUGAAGAUCGUGAAUAUGAUAUCGCCUAUGAAGAAAACGGAUUUUCGUAUGGCGCAGAUCCUAUUAAGCCAUCUCUUUAUGGAAAUCAGGUUUCCAAUGUUUCGAUGGACUUUAUGACUCCGGCACCAAAGAAGAAAGAGAAGAAGCACAAAAAGAAGGACAUUGAUCGCAGCUCUCCUGAUCCAACACCAAGGACGACGAGCGACAAAAAACGCAAGCGCGGCCAUGUUGAGGAAUUGGAUGUUGAAGCUGCCAAUUCACGGUAUGAGGAGGAUACCCCCAUGACGGAUGCCCCGUCCAGCGUUGCCAAUAACGUGGGGACCCCUUAUCUUCAACAUUCAGGAUUGACAGGGGGAUUGGACCGUAUGCUCCGCGAUGAAAGGUCACUUUCCCCAGACUAUGAAGAUUACACGGAUGACGAGCACGACCUUCGCCGGUACCAAGACCCACAAUCUCCUCUCAAGCGCACUCGCCCGAACGAAAAGCCUGCAAGCAAUAAUAAGAGCAAUGGGAACCCAGACGAUGGUCUGGGAAUUUCUCUCAGGGGUCGCGCUGGUCGCAUCAUAUCUAUGUUCGGUGGAUCUAAUGUAUCAACCAGUAGCCGAGGGAGCGUCGAACCUUCAUCCAAAGCUCUGGUACGCAUGCGGCGUAGUCCGUCUAACGGCGACCACUCAAGCGAACUUGUUCAAGUGCGCCGCUCCAAGAAAACAUCCAAUGCGCGAAACAGCACCACUAUCGACGCAACUGACGAGGCCCGCAAGACGAAACGUAAGAUCAGCUCACAGAGCAAUGGUAAUGAUCACUACGACUCCACCCGGCCAUCUCGUCGCCUGAAAGCGAUCGAGCAACGCGGUGGAUCUGACAGUGGCGGCGAUGAUAAUCGCAAGAUGGUCCUUUACCAGAACCGUGAUGAUGAAGCGCUCACGGAUGAGGAGCAGGAACGUGACAAAGCUCUGUACUUCUUAUCACUGGUUACAAAAGGCCCAGAAAGUGGACGUGGAUGCUCGAUUAACAAAACCCUUAAACGGUUCCAUCGCGAUUACCCAGCGCGCAUAGAAUCUUCGGAGGAUCAUCAUGAUGAGCAUCGCGGUCGCGGGCGUAGCAGUCGGGCAGAUCGGGAUCGUCGCCAGGAAGAGGAGAAGGACUUGUGGCGUACAUUGCGGUUGAAGAGGAAUGAUCGGGGUGAAAUUGUUGUGUUUCUCUAA